Molecule: messenger RNA, 2199 nt
Organism: Cottoperca gobio
Lineage: Eukaryota; Metazoa; Chordata; Actinopteri; Perciformes; Bovichtidae
Gene: ube2s
Product: ubiquitin-conjugating enzyme E2S
Source: RefSeq, a predicted model, not a curated record
AAGAUGCUUAUUGGUCGGUGGUACUAGGUUAAACUGAGGAUUUUAUUUUUGUUCCUGUGUCAACGUAAAGAAGCAAAGAGUAGCCAGUGAGACCCGGCUAAGUUUCAUCAGAGAUAGUUUUUUCAAACAUUACGGAAAGGUCUCCUCAUAUCUGACACCAGCCAUACAUCCACCGCCUUAGCAGAACUCCUUUUGAAGAUGAACUCCAAUGUGGAGAAUUUGCCUCCUCAUAUUCUUCGCUUGGUCUACAAAGAGGUUUCAGCUUUAGCAGCAGACCCGCCUGAGGGUAUCAAGAUUUAUCCAAGUGAGGAAGACAUAACUGAGCUACAUACCGCCAUCGAAGGACCAGAGGGAACUCCGUUUGCUGGCGGCGUUUUCCGUAUGCGUCUCGUCCUCGGGAAAGACUUCCCUGCAGUUCCACCCAAGGGGUAUUUCCUGACCAAGAUUUUUCACCCAAAUGUGGGUCACAAGGGAGAGAUCUGUGUCAACGUGUUGAAGAGGGACUGGAAGGCAGAGCUCGGCCUCAGACAUGUCUUACUUACAAUCAAGUGUCUUCUAAUCCAUCCGAAUCCAGAGUCGGCUCUAAACGAAGAGGCCGGGCGUUUGCUGUUAGAGGACUAUGCAGAAUAUGAGUCCCGAGCUCGUCUGCUCACAGAGAUCCACGCCAUGGGCCCUUCUGGGGCACUUCAGGACCCUAACGACGGCCCACAGCCGAAGAAGCACGCAGGUGACCCCAUGAAGAGAGCGGGACCCAGUGCGGCAGCUGUGCCAGCAGCUCUGGGUAACGGAGCAAAUGCAGCCAGUACCACCAAUAGCAACAGUAGUAGUAGCACUAAUAAUGUAGCAGGGAAAAAGAAAGCAGAUAAAAAGCGCGCAUUGAGGCGACUUUAAUACCACCGGAAAAUUCUCAGUGUGUGUGUGUGUGUGUGUGUGUGUGUGUGUACGUGUGUGAGCGCGAGAGUGUGUAAAUAUAAAUAUUGAAGUGUGCUGACAAUGUUUUUGUUCCCUUUUUUUCCCCUGACUCUUUCUACCACCUAUCCAGACUGCCCACUUUGUACUCAUACCGUAACUUCUGUUUUGCCUCCAGUUUGUCCUGUUGGCAUUACGUUUAUUAUUUCCAUACCUGAUGAUAAAAUGUUUGUUCCUCUUUUUAAAGGAAAGACAACACUUUGACUGCGAAAAUCAUGCCAUCCGUUACAUUCUGCCCUCGGCCUAGUGUGACUGAAUGAUACAGGGAAAAGGUUUCACUGUGCAAAACAUGGCCUCUAAUAUCUGUCCAUUAAUGAGACAUAACUACUAUUGUCUCAGACUUGUUAUAAGCUCUUUGUAAAGUGUUUCUUGGUAAAUGCUGCUGUGAUGGUACUGUGUACUGCUCAGCCAGGCUCACCUGUGAGUCCAAACCAAGAUGUUUAAUUAAUGUCAGGUUUUAAAAUUGACCUCAAAUGAAAUAAUGGUUAUAAGUUGCUAAACAAUUGUGCAAAAAGUGAGUGGGUUCACUAUUGGGAGAGAAUAUUGUUAAUGUCACACACAAAUUGUCACAUCUUUUUAAAUAGUAUUUUUCAUAUUGUGAUUUGAAUGAAAUAAAGGUAUGGAAAGACUUGGCAGUGGAGUAUAAGAGGUCUGUUAUGUUCUUCAUGGAAUCAACCCCUUUUUUUAUGUUAAUUUUUCUAAAAUUGUUUCACUGUCUAGUAUUUUCAAAAGUUGUUUAUAAUUGACAUGUUCAUAUUCAGCUGUCUUGUGGUUAUGUGUGAAGACCUAGAUCAGUGGCUGUGGGAGCGGGGUAGGUUGCCAGACUACUUUAUAAAAAUGAAUCCUCUUCUCUGUAUUAAGCAUACAGUGGUGCGACUCGCUCAAACUACCCCUGCUUCCAUACGAAACACAAUGUGCUCUCAGGUGCCCAGCUCUCCGACCAGCCAUGUGGAUACCUGAGACUACGUCUGUAAGAAAAUGUCCACGUUUGAUAGAAUUUGUCUCUCCACCCGUUGCACUGGCAGGGUUUCCUGGGCAGGGUUUUCUCUCUGUACAUGCAUGCAGGGCUUACAUUUCCCAAGGAAACGCACUGAAGCGCUGUCUUAAUUUGGAUGGAAAAUGUGCCUCUGAAUCUCCUGUCAUUGUGCAGACUGUUGGCUGGAUAUUUUGUGUCCAUUUUAAAUUAUUUAAAUUAAUAAAACAUUGAAAUACAAGAAGUGAAAUGAAAAA